This is a messenger RNA of Monoraphidium neglectum, 1365 nucleotides long. RefSeq lists its product as hypothetical. The coding region runs from base 1 to 1365 and encodes 454 amino acids. The record is from RefSeq and is a predicted model, not a curated record. The transcript is spliced from 4 exons. Lineage: Eukaryota; Viridiplantae; Chlorophyta; Chlorophyceae; Sphaeropleales; Selenastraceae.
AUGCAUGUGAAAUCUGAUGCGAACGACCAGCUGGCUGUGACCUACACUGUCGUCGCCGCCACCGUGCCUGGCACCAACACGACCGACACAGGCACCAACACCACCAACCCAGGCACCAACACGACCAACCCCAGCACCAACACGACCAACCCCGGCACCAACACCACCAACCCCGGCACCAACACCACCAACCCCGGCACAAACACGACCAACCCCAGCACCAACACUACCGCCCCAACUCCGACGGCCAACCUCGUCGUAUCUGGCCUCGCAAUCGUCGCAAUCACCCCUUACUUGGGACCGCCAUUCGAACUGCUGGCGACAGACUCAGUGUUUGUGAACUUCAACAUAACCAACAACGGCAGCGCCGCCUCGCCCGUGACCACUAAGGCGUUCUGGAUCGAGAAAGCCACGGCACCCACCUGCAACGACGGGGGCACCGUCCUUCCAGUGGCCCCGCUCGCGCCGGGCGAGUCCAGGACCGAGAGUCUCUUUCAGAGGUUGCCCGGCGCUCCCGGCUUGUACACAUUCCGGGUAAUGGUGGACAACACGUGCACCGUGAACGAAGUUAGCGAGACCGAUAACAUCGCCUCCCUGCCCUACCUCAUCUCCGCCACCAUUGGACCAAUUGCCAACCUGGCACUCACGUCGCUCGUUCUGAGCCCCAGCCCCUCAUCAGGCGCCUUCACGCCCGGCCAGCUUGUGAACGUGACCGUCGGUGUCUUGAACAACGGCACCGCCCUGAUUAACAGUGCCGUCGCUGCGUUCAGUGACAGUCCCGAUGCGCCGCCUUGUAGGGAGCCGGGCAGGGCUGCUGUCGCUGCGUCAGCAGCUCUGCCCGGUGGUUCCAGCGCCAACAUCACAUUUGCUGUCCCGGUCUCCCUUUCGUUCGGAGCCAAGACACUCAGGCUGGUCCUGGAUGCCGACUGCUUGGAGGUUGAGUCCACUAGGGCAGACAACUUUGCCAGUGUCUCGUACAAUGUGGCAGGCCCCGACUUUGUUGUGAGCAACCUGCAGGUGAUCUCAUUAGGGGGUCCGGUGCUGCAGGUCGGCACUAUCUUCUCGGUCAACGCGACCAUCACAAACGUCGGCACCGCGGCUGGCGACCCGGGCUUGUUUGGCGCCUUCACCACCAUCUCCUCGCCUGCCGCGUGCGGCGACGCCCGGCUGAACAGCCCCCUGAGCAGCUACCCGUGGUCGGCUGGCUCGAUCGCCCCUGGCGCCAGCGUGACGGCCCAAUUCACUGGAUUCAGGGCUGAGGCCGUCCCCGGCAAAUAUGUGUUGUGGUUUGUGGUGAACUACCUGUGCCAGCCCCAGGAGCCCAACUUUGUCGACAACCAGCUGAACUUCACGUACACCAUCUAG